Messenger RNA from Oncorhynchus keta (chum salmon), 13161 nucleotides. Its product is annotated as laminin subunit alpha-5-like. Gene Ontology annotation, molecular function: signaling receptor binding. The record is from RefSeq and is a predicted model, not a curated record. Gene Ontology annotation, cellular component: basement membrane. Gene Ontology annotation, biological process: cell adhesion; axon guidance; regulation of cell adhesion. NCBI's taxonomy places the organism in Eukaryota, Metazoa, Chordata, Actinopteri, Salmoniformes, Salmonidae.
GGUUCUCACACACGGUGCAGAGAGAGAGCGAGGAGUGGAGGGAGAGAGAGGACAGAAUAGAGCUCAGCACAGAUAGGUGCCCGCCCAAGCGAGAGACAGCCACCACAGCAACAGGCUUUCAGCGCACAGACAGCUCUCCACCGCUCAAUGUUUCAACUUUCUAUCGCUUUUACCACCGAUUUCGACUUUUUAAUAAAUCAGGAAAGUUUAUCACAUCGGUUAUUGUAGUUAAUUGCUAUUAGUUUUUUUUUCGGUAGUUUUUUUUCUCUAGCCCUGUCGUCUAUUUAUCUAACGAACUGCUGCAGAGCACCGGCAGGUGACUAUGGCGAAGGGACGGGUGCUGGUGACUCUAUCCCUGGCGGCUGGCGGCCCUACGCGGCUUGUUUUGCUGCUGGUAUGUCCGCUAAUCUGCGGCCUCUCGGCGCAGGGCCAGGAGCUGCCAACCAACCGGGUGAAUGGCUACAGCCUGCACCCACCUUAUUUUAACCUAGCGGAAGGGACCAAAGUCACGGCGACAGCGACCUGCGGAGAAGGGGACAACGGGCGGUCGAUACGUGACUUGUACUGCAAGCUGGUCGGAGGGCCAGUGUCAGGGGACCCGAGUCAAACCAUCCAGGGUCAGUACUGUGACACCUGCGCCAUGGGGGACAGUGACAGAGCCCAUCCCAUCUCCAAUGCCAUCGACGGGACAGAGAGGUGGUGGCAGAGCCCUCCUCUCUCCCGCAGCACAGAGUUCAACCAGGUCAACGUUACCCUGGACCUGGGUCAGCUCUUCCACGUGGCCUAUGUCCUGAUCAAGUUUGCCAACUCUCCUCGACCAGACCUCUGGGUGCUAGAACGUUCCACCGACUUCGGAGAGACCUACCAGCCGUGGCAGUUCUUCGCCUCUUCUAAGAGAGACUGCAUUGAGCGCUUCGGACAGCGAACCAUCGAACGGAUCAACUCUGACAACGACGUCAUCUGUACCACUGAAUACUCCCGCAUCGUACCCCUGGAGAAUGGAGAGGUGGUGGUGUCUCUAGUGAACGGGCGUCCCGGGGCUAUGAACUUCUCCUACUCUCCAGUCCUGAGGGAUUUCACCAAGGCCACCAACAUCCGUCUCCGUUUCCUCAGAACCAACACCCUCCUGGGACACCUGAUGGGCAAGGCCCUCCGCGACCCCACCGUCACACGCAGGUAUUACUACAGUAUCAAGGACAUCAGUAUCGGAGGUCGCUGUGUGUGUAACGGACACGCUGAGGCCUGCGACCCACACGACCCCAACGACCCCUACAAACUGCAGUGUGAUUGCCAGCACAACACUUGUGGGAAGUCAUGUGACCAGUGUUGCCCCGGAUUCAACCAGCUACCAUGGAAACCAGCGACCAUUUACAAGGCUAACGAGUGUGAACCGUGUAACUGUAACCAACACUCGUUUGGCUGUUACUACGACCCCGAGGUCGACCAGAGGAGAGCUAGCAUCAACGUCCAGGGACAGUACAGUGGGGGCGGAGUCUGCAUGGAGUGUCAGCAUCACACCGCUGGUGUCAACUGUGAGCGCUGUAUCCUCACCUACUACAGAUCACCUGACCAUCCCCUGGACUCCCCAUUGGCCUGCUCCCCCUGUGUGUGCCGGUCAGAGUUCACAGAUGGUACCUGUGAGGAUCUGACGGGUCGGUGUUACUGUAAAGCCAGCUACACCGGAGAGAACUGUGACUCCUGUGCUGAGGGAUACACUAACUUCCCAGACUGCUACUCCAUAGCAACCUACCUCAACAACAACAAUAGCAACAGAGAAGCUAAACCUGCCGGAGAAAUCAUCAACUGUGAGUGCAGUGCUGCUGGGACGGAGGGAAACUCCUGCCGUCCUGAUCCGCGUACCCGCACCUGUAUCUGCAAACCCGGCUUCACUGGGGAACACUGUGACAGCUGUGUUCCAGGGUACUACGGACUCAACUGCCAGGCAUGUCGAUGCUCAGGCGCCGGGUGCCAAGGUGGUAGGUGUGAUACGCUGACGGGGCAGUGCCAGUGUCACCAAGGCUUCCAGGGCUACUCAUGUGACCAGUGUGCUCCAGGCUACUUCAACUACCCCCUCUGCCGACUGUGUGGCUGUAGCAGCGUGGGUUCCCUCCCAGAGGGCUGUGAUUGGUCUGGACGGUGUGUGUGUCGUCCAGAGUUCCAGGGACUGCGAUGUGAUCAGUGUAGAUCAGGCUUCCACUCCUACCCCAACUGCCAAGUGUGCACCUGUGAUCCUCGCACCUCCCUGGGCUCCAGCUGCAGUGUGUCGGGCCACUGCCACUGCAGACCCAACUACAGCGGCACCGCCUGUGACCAAUGUGCUCCUGGUUUCUACGGCUUCCCCAGCUGCACGCCUUGUCAGUGCUCAGCUGAGGGCUCCAGGUUCAGUAGCUGUGACCAGGUGAGUGGUCAGUGUACCUGUCUACCCAACGUCGAGGGACAGAGGUGUGACACCUGCAGCUCUGGAACCUACGGAUUCCCUCUCUGCCAAGCUGACACAUGUAACCCAGCCGGUUCUGUACAGAACGAGGUCCUGCCAACCGUUGGCUCCUGUGAGUGUCUUCUCUAUGUGGAGGGAGUGGCCUGUGACAGGUGUAAACCCCUGUUCUGGAACCUGUCACCUGACACCGUCUAUGGAUGCUCCAACUGUGAAUGCAACGUUGAAGGGACAAUGGGUGGUGUGGCAGAGUGUGCUCAGAGUAACGGCCAGUGUCCCUGUAAGCCCAAUGCGUGCGGUGGCACCUGCUCUGUGUGUAAAGAUGGAUUCUUCAACCUGCAGAGUGACAGCUUCUUCGGCUGUCAAGGUUGUCAGUGCGACAUUGGAGGAUCAGCGGGACAGUCCUGUGGGGAGAGGAACGGGAGAUGUCGCUGCAGACCCAACGUAGAGGGACCCAAGUGUAACAGGCCUCGUCCGGACCACUACUUUCCAGACCUGCACCACCUGAAGUUUGAGAUAGAGGAGGGUACCACGCUGGACGGGCGGCCGGUGCGUUUCGGCUAUAACCCCGCGGAAUUUGAAAGGUUCAGCUGGAGAGGGUACGCUCAGAUGUCCCUAAUACAGAGCGCGGUCAAACUGUCGGUGCACGUGAGUGAGGUGGAUGUCUACCUCACGAGGUUCAUCCUCAGAUAUGUCAACUCUGAGGCUGCUGUCUCCAAUGGCAAAAUAACAGCCUAUCAGAAGAGCCGGAAAGGCUCAGAACAGUCCAAACAGAUUGUGUUUGCCCCCAGCUCAGAACCUACCUUCGUCAAUGUGCCCCAGAAUAACUUUGUAGAACCAUUUGUCCUUAACCCUGGUACCUGGACGGUGAUCAUCGAAGCUGAGGGCAUACUGCUGGACUACCUGGUGCUCCUGCCCAGUGCCUACUAUGAAGCUCCCAUUCUCCAGAUCAAAGUGACUGAGCCAUGCUCAUACAGGCCUGCAACGGAUACUAGCCACAACUGUUUGCUCUACAAGUAUCUGUCUCUGGAUGGGUUCCCCUCCAUCUCUGGUAACGAUGCCAGCUGCCGGUUCGACAACCACCUGCCCAGAGCCUGUCACCAGGAGAGGAUCACCCCUUUCCACCCGGACAUGGCCGUCUGCAGUGGCAGCAAUCUAAAUGUCCAGCUGCGUAGCCCUGUGCCCCGUCCCGGGGACUAUGUUCUGGUGGUAGAAUACGCCAGUGAGGAGGAAGCACCACAGACCAUCUCUGUGUCCGUCAACACACCUGGCGGAAGGACACACCAGCACCACGUCACACUGCUGCCCUGCAAAUACAGUUUCCUGUGUCGGGUGGUGACCAUCGAUGAGAUGAAUCGCGUGGCUGUCUUUACUCUCCCUACUGAUGCUGAGGUCCAACUGAUCGCUGACAGAGCCAGCUUCCUCCUGCACAAAGUGUACCUGGUUCCUCGGGAGAAGUUCACUAUGGAAUACCUGACGCCUAAGGUCCACUGUAUCUCACCUGACAGUUCGUCCUGUAUCGCGUCGAGGUUCCAGACCCCGUCUGAUUCGCUGGUGUUGAAGGAAGGUCAAGGGUUAUCGGUCCAGGAGCCCCCCCUAGAGCCGGCAGGAGCCCGUCCUCCCACCGCGGCGGAUAACGUGGAACACUUCCGCCUUGAUAACAGCCAGAAUGCAGCAGUGUAUUCUGGCCGUGUCCAUACUCUGGGUCGAUAUGUGUUCAUCCUCCACUACCACCAGCCCCUCCACCCCACCUACCCUGUCCAGGUCUUCAUCAACGGGGGACGCAUCUGGCAGGGCCAUGCCAACGCCUCCUUCGACUAUGUUCUGGUGGUACCAGAGAGCAGCUACAGCUACAGUUAUCUGUCUGAAGAACCUCUGGACAAAUCAUAUGACUUCAUCAGCAACUGUGGACAGAACAGCUUCUACAUCAAUCCUGCCACAGCCUCUCCAUUCUGUCGUGGUUCAGCCAUCUCUCUCUCUGCGUUCUUCAACAACGGUGCCUUGCCCUGCGGGUGCCAUGAGGUGGGCGCGGACAGCGAUACCUGUCAACCCUUCGGUGGGCAGUGCCAGUGCAGACCGAACGUCAUCGGCAGGGACUGCUCACAGUGUGCCACGGGCUACUGGGGGUUCCCCAACUGUAGAGCGUGUCAGUGUGGUACACGGCUGUGUGAGCCGGUGACUGGAGACUGUAUCUGCCCACCGAGGACCCUGCUCCCAGAGUGUAUCCAGUGUGAGCCCCAGACGUUCGGCUGUCAUCCUCUGGUCGGCUGUGAGGUCUGCAACUGUUCCCGUCCUGGGGUCACCACCCCCGACGUCAGCUGUGACACCGAUAGUGGACAGUGCAGAUGCAAGAACAACAUCAUUGGUCGUCAGUGUGAUCGCUGCACCCAUGGUUUCUAUGGUUACCCCAACUGUAGGCCAUGUGACUGCAACGACGCGGGGACAGAGGAGGAAGUGUGUGACUCUUACACGGGACGAUGCCUCUGCAAGGAGAAUGUCCAGGAUGGUCGUUGUGACCAGUGCAGAGUGGAUACCUUCCACCUUGACCCCACCAACCCUAAAGGCUGCACUUCCUGUUUCUGUUUCGGAGCCACCAACCGCUGUCGCAGCUCAGAGAAACGACGGACUGAGGUGAUGGACAUGAUGGUCUGGGUGCUGCUGGGAACAGACAGACAGGAAGUUCCUGUGACAGUAUAUCCUGAUCAGCAUGUGGUGGAGGCGGACCUUAGUGACGUACCUGAUGUCUACCAAGACCUCCUCUGGCACGCUCCUAGAACGUACCUGGGGGACAAGGUUUCGUCUUAUGGAGGCUAUCUGCGGUAUCGUCUGCACACUCAAACUAUGAGAGGAGAUGUUCUCUCUCUGCCCGCUGAAGCCUCUCGACCUGACGUCAUUCUCAAGAUGACCCUGUGUUACCAUGGAGAUAAGAGAAUUAACUACCAUUCACCUGAAGAACCACACCUGGGGAUAGUCCACAUGGUAGAGGGAAGCUUCCGCCACGCCCUGACGGGCAACGUGGUGUCUAGAGAGGAACUGAUGAUGGUUCUGGUGAAGUUAGAGUCUCUCCAGAUCAGAGCUCUCCACUCCCAGUCUGCCCACACUGUGUCGCUACGCGGGGCCGUGCUGGAGGGAGCGCAGACCCUGCCCACGGGGCGACAUGCCAACAACGUAGAGAUCUGUCUCUGUCCCGCUAACUACCAGGGAGACUCCUGCCAGCAAUGUUCUCCAGGGUACUACAGAGACACUAAAGGUCUGUUCCUGGGGAAGUGUGUUCCCUGCAACUGUAACGGCCACUCUGACCAGUGUCUGGACGGGUCUGGAGUCUGUGAAAACUGUCAACACAACAGGGCUGGAGACCACUGUGAGAAAUGUCAAGGUGGUUUCCAUGGUAACAACUCUCGAGAUGGACAAUCCCUCUCCUGUGACACCUGCCCCUGUCCUCUGCAGGUGUCCUCCAACAAUUUUGCAGUGGGCUGUGUGGAGAAACUCAACAAGAUGCAGUGUCUGUGUAUGCCUGGCUACGCUGGACCCCAGUGUCAAAGGUGUGCUCCUGGUUUCUACGGCAACCCCAUGGUUAUUGGCAGCGCGUGCCAGCCCUGCCAUUGCCAUGACAACACGGACCCCAACAUGCUGUUCAGCGACUGUGACGGGCUGACGGGCGAGUGUCACAGCUGCAUGCACAACACCGCCGGGACGCACUGUGAGAUCUGCGGCCCCGGUUUCUACGGUGACGCCGUCACUGCCAGGAACUGCACCAGAUGCAACUGCUCUCCCUGUGGCACAGCUUCAUGUGACCGUCACACAGGACAAUGUCAAUGUAAACAAGGUGUGACCGGACCACACUGUGACCGCUGCCAGGACGGUGCGUUUGGCUAUGAGUCGUGCUCCGGGUGUCGUCGCUGUGACUGUGACGCCGCGGCGGCCCUGGUCCAACCGUGUGACCCCAGGACCGGGUCGUGUGCCUGCCAACCAGGGAUCAGUGGCCCUAACUGUCGCCAGUGUGCCCCUGGGUACUGGGACUACAGCCCUGAGGGAUGCAGGAAGUGUCAGUGUCAGCACGGUCGCUGUGACCCUCGGACAGGGGAGUGUCGCUGUGGAGACGGCUUGACAGGCAGACAGUGUGACAGCUGUUCCCAUAGAUACAAUGUUCCUGUACAGCACGGACGUGACAUGACCUGUGAACCAUGUGACAGCUGUGUUGUAGUCCUGUUGAAGGAUCUAGACGGUAUGACUGACAACUUUGGCUCAGUGGCUCAUCACCUGAUCAACCUCAGCGUCUCCUCUAUCCCCUGGGCUCAGCUACACAACCUCAGCAGAUCCGUGAACGAUAUCGCUAAUGCCAUAGAGAACUACAGCGAUACUCUGGAUGAGAGCCGUAAUAGAGUGGACAUGUUGGAGGGAGAGUUCAUCAACAUCAAUUCAGACAUCAAUGACCUGGAGGGGAAGGUGGUGGCGACAGCAGACAAAGCAAACACUCUGGAGGACAGCGGCACUAACACGCAUCAGAGAGCCUGGGACCUGCUCUCACACAUCAAGAGCAUCAUGGGCAAGGUGAAAGACCUCAUGCUGCAGGUAAAACGUACGGUUCUGAAUGAGACAGAAGUGGAGCAGGAGGAGGAAGACCUCUCUAAGAAGAUACAGCAGGUGGAGGCCAUGCUGAGAGAGAUGAGAUUCAGGAGCUGUGUCGGCCAGAAGAAGAUAGCCGACAGAGAGCUGUCCGAGGCUGAGAAACUGCUGGAGAAGGUGAAAGACCAGCUGGUGAGUCGUGUGGUGGAGAACGAGGGCUUGGUGAAGAACAUCAGGGAGCGUCUGAGGAAGUUCCAUGACCAACUGAUGGACCUGAGGGACGCUCUGAACCAGGCAGUUAAAAACACGGCCGUCGCCUCCGAUUCUAACGCUGUUAAUGAGAAGAGGCUGGAGGACUGCCAGCAACACGCGGAUGAGCUGAAUGUGAAGAACAAGGAGGUGGAGAAUCUCCUGCAGAUGGCAGAGGAUGACGUGGCCGCUGUCAAUGACAUGCUGUCUAUGCUGCACGACUCCAAGGAGGACUAUGAGCGUCUGGCAGCCCAGUUGGAUGGUUCCAGGAUGCCCUUGGCAGAGAAGGUGCUGGAGUUUUCCCCCUCCGUCAGUAAGAUACCCCUGGUGGAGGCAGCAGAGAAACAUGCUGAACUACUCAAUGAGCUGGCCAUGAACCUCGCCAGUGUGAUCUCCAACACCAACAAGGACGGUUUCAUCCAGCGAGCCGCGAACGCGUCCCGGGCGUACUCCGACAUCGUCGACGCCGUCAGAGCCGCUGAGACUGCUGCCAACCAGGCUGCUAUGGACGCACUGGCGAAUGUACAGGAUCAGGACCUGGGCCAGACAGCUAAAGGUCUGAGGAAACACAGUAUUGAACUGUUGAACCAGGCUGUCAACCUACAGGAAGAUGUCAGUAAUGAUUUGAAACUUCAGCUCCAGGAUGCUAAGACUCGUCUGGAUGAGGCCAGAGACAAACAGGAGACUCUACUGAACGACCUAGAGAUGGUUCAGAGUAGCCUCAACUUCAGUCGAGAGGAGACAGCUAGUGACAUUGAGGAGGCUAAAGCAUUAGCGGAGGAGGCCAACAGUACAGCAGCGAGAGUAAAGGACACCCUGGCCCCUCUCAAGGAGCAGCUGGACCAAUGGCAGCAGCAGUACGGAGACGCCAACACCAACAACAAUGACAUCCACAAGGCCUUCCUGGAGGCCAACACCUCUGUGGGUAUGUUGGGCGAGGCCAUCCCAAUACUGAUGAAGAAGCUGGACAAGCUGCAGAACCACUCAGCCCAGAUGCCCAACAUCUCAGAGAACAUCCUCAGGAUCAGACAGCUCAUCGCUGAGGCUCGCAAGGCAGCCAGCAAGGUGAGCGUACCUGUGAAGUUCAACGGGACAUCAGGUGUGCAGGUGCGCACCCCCAGUAACCUGGCAGACCUGGCAGCUUACACCUCCCUCAAGUUCUACAUCACCCUGCCCGAGGCUUCACGCGCCCGCAGACAGGACCAACCAGACAAACAGUUUGUCUUUUACCUCGGAAACAAGGACUCCAGUAAGGAGUUCCUGGGAAUGAUGCUGGAAGGGCACAGACUGCACUGGCUCUUCAAUGUGGGUGGAGACACGACCGAGGUGGAGAUGCCGGAAGAUGUCCAAACAGAUGGCAACUUCAACAACGUGGUCCUGGAAAGGAUCCUUCAGUACGGUCAGAUGGCCAUGACUUCGGAGACCAGGGUGACCAAGGCCGUGGUGGAUGCAGUAGGGGACAGCGGACUGCUCAACCUCCAGACUGAAGAGACUGUGUUCUAUGUGGGAGGGUACCCUGACACAUUCACGCCCCCUCUCCAGCUCCAGUUGCCCAACUUCAAGGGCUGUAUUGAGCUGGAGACCCUGAAUGAGGAGGUGCUCAGUCUCUAUAACUUUGAGAACAUCUUCCAACUCAACACCACCGAGGAGAAACCAUGUGGAAGAACGAAGCCGGUGUUGACGCAGCAGUGGGUGAACGACGCGGCCUACUUUGACGGGACGGGCUACGCCGAGGUCACCUUGAAGGAGGAUACAGGGAAGAUGCAGCGCUUUGAACAGGAAGUUAAACUGAUGAGUCACAACGGCAUCCUGCUCAUGCUCCUCAGCCAGGAGAAGUUCCUGAGCUUGGCGGUGCGUCAGGGACGUCUCAGGGUCUUCUAUGACGUCACUGGUUCUCUACAGGAGCUGGAGCCUAAAGAUCCAGACUCCCCUUACCUCAAGAUCAGCGACGCUGAACCCAAAUCUUUGGAGAUUAUCCUCCUCUACGAUACGACCACGCGUGUUGUGGUGAGGAACAACCGCCAAACCCUGCUCAACUACGUCUUCACCACUCCCCUGCCGCGCUUCGAAGCCAGCUACUACCUGGCCGGUGUACCAGAGGACAAGAUGCCUGAAAGCCUGAAGGCCCUGUUCCCUCUCCAGGGCUCUCUGAAGGGCUGUUUUAGGAACGUCAAGGCCAUGAAUUCUCACAUCGACCUGAAGAGGAUGCCCAGCUCUGGGGUCAGCUACGGCUGUGCCAAUGACCUACUGGUGGCCCGUGAGGCCCACUUCUCAGGCCAGAGUUACCUGGACUUGUCUCCAGACAACAUCCCUGGUCUCAGGAACAACUUCUACGCCGGGUUUGGCUUCCGCACAGACCAGAAGAACGGACUCAUGUUCUACCACCAGGCUCAGGAUGGAGUGUGUCAGGUGUUCCUGGAUAAGGGUCAUGUGGUAGUGAGGGCGGGCAACAACGAGGUGAAGACUCAAAAGACCUACAACGAUGACAACGAUCAUUAUGUAACUCUGUACAGCAACAACAACAGGUUGCGUGUCUAUGUGGAUGACGUCCUGGAGAAGAAUGAGGAUACGGGUCGUGGAGGGGGCAGCAGCGAGGCAGCACUGUCACCUGGCGGUGUCUACCUGGGAGGGACACCUGACAACAGCCUCAACAACCUCACCGGCUGUCUUAGCAACCUGUUCAUCAAGAGAGACAAGCCUUCUCAGAUGGUGAUGAAUCUGAUGAAUGCUAAGGAGAACAUCGACGUUCCUCUAGAAUGUCCCGCUGCCAAUAAACCACAACAGAUCCUGGCCACACCACCACGACAAAAGCAUGUUAAGGAUAAACAUAGGAAGCCUGCGGGUGGCGGCGGGUCAGUGGGGCGGAGUCGCAGUGGAAGGGGGUCCUGCCAGGGGGACCGAGCCAAUCAGGAGGAGGUUGGAGCUCUGCACUUCAGUGGCUCCUCCCACAGCCACCAGCGCUACGACAGGCUACCAGAGGUCUUCCGCAGGACGCCUCACAUCUCCAUGGGUCUACGUGUGAACUCUUCGGAAGGCCUGGUGUUCUGUGUGUCUGGAUCAGGAGAACGUAGCAGAUCUGUGAUGACCCUGUCGGUCUCCGCCGGACACCUGCUGCUCCUCAUCGACGGAGGGAGGGAAGAGGAAGACACGACCAGCGUAAUAGCAACAUGUCUGCUUGUUUAUUUUCCCCACCAGGUGUUUGUGAAGAGGGAGGGAGAGAUGGCCAGUUUGAUUGUUGAUGGGAUCAAUACCCAGUCUAAGAGGGUCUCAGGAGGGGAGAAAACACCCCUCAGUUCCCCUCUCUACAUCGGAGGAGUUCCCUCAGCAGUCGUGCCAGGUCCUGGAGGGUUUGUGGGCUGUGUGAGGGACCUGGAGCUGAAUGAGGAGAGCAUAGACAAUCCCUCCACAACUGGGGUUGUUCCUUGCUUCCAGACCACUCUGCAGCCUGGGGCAUACUUCUCCUCCCAGGGAGGACACAUGGCUAUAGAUGAAGGCCUGGUGUUAGGGCGGGACCUAGAGGUCCAGCUGGAGGUACGGCUGGUGUCUGACUCUGGUCUCCUGCUGCAUGCUGGGUCUGGACAACAGCUCAGUCUCUACCUCAACCAGGGAGAGGUGACAGUCACAGUGAACAGUGGUCGCGGAAAACUCUUCUCCACCUCUUUCACACCAGAGGAAUCCCUGUGUGACGGACGCUGGCACAGUAUCACAGUCAUGAAGAAGAGCAACGUGCUGCAGCUCCAUGUGGAUGCAGCCAGUGAACACAGUGUGGGGCCCAAGAAGGGCCGAUCCUCAGGGGCCAAGGAGACUGUGUACCUGGGAGGAGUACCAGAUGGCGAUGAUGUGCCGGGCCUCCCCGCUGCCCUGCCUUCCUUCCAUGGUUGUGUUCGGAGAGCAGUCCUGAACCAGCGACCAGCCGUGCUGUCUAAACCCCUGUUAGUACACGGAGCUGUGGGCACACAGGGCUGUCCAGCCAUGUAGACCUCUUUUGGCCCUGUUCCCCCUGGUUUAGCCCUGUUACACCCGGUUUUGCCCUGUUACACCCGGUUUAGCCCUGUUACACCUGGUUUAACCCUGUUACCCCUGGUUUAGCCCUAUUCCCCCUGGUUUAGCCCUAUUUCCCCUGGUUCAGCCCUGUUCCCCUGGUUUAGCCCUGUUCCCCCUGGUUUAGCCCUGUUCCCCCUGGUUUAGCCCUGUUCCCCUGGUUUAGCCCUGUUACACCCGGUAUGGCCUGUUGCCCCUGGUUUAGCCCUGUUCCCCCUGGUUUAGCCCUGUUCCCCCUGGUUUAGCCCUGUUACACCCGGUAUGGCCUAUACCCCCUGGUUUAGCCCUGUUACACCCGGUUUAGCCCUGUUCCCCCUGGUUUAGCCCUGUUACACCCGGUUUAGCCCUGUUCCCCCUGGUUCAGCCCUGUUCACCCAGCUCAUGCAGGGCCAAACUCAAUACGACAACGUUACAGAACGUUGUUACAUUUCUGUCUGCCAACUUUGUAUCUGCAACAAUACACCCGUGGGCCACGUUCAUUAGGAAAAACGUUAUGGAGCAAAUAGAAAUGUAAUGAAUAGAGCUGAUGAUGUGAUUCUGUAUUGUACAUGUCCGAGGUAUGUGUGUUCUAUGUCAUGUACACUACAUAGCCAAAAGUAUGUGAACACCCAUUUAAUUUAGUGGAUUCAGCUAUUUCAGCACACACCCGUUGCUGACAAGGGGAAUAACUUUUCGGCCCUGCUAGAGCUGCCCCCGGUUAGCUGUAAGUGCUGUUAUUGUGAAGGGGAAACGUCUAGGAGCAACAAUGUCUCGGCCGCAAAGUGGUAGGCCACACAAGCUCACAGAACGGGACAGCAGAGUGCUGAAGCGCGUAGGGCGUAAAAAUCGUCUGUCCUCGGUUGUAACACUCACUACCGAGUUCUAAACUGCCUCUGGAAGCAACGUCAACACAAGAACUGUUCGUUGGGAGCUUCAUGAAAUGGGUUUCCAUGACCGAGCCCCAGCACACAAGCUUAAGAUCACUGUGUGCAUGGCUGGAGUGCAUUGGCUGGAGUGGUGUAAAACUCAACACCAUUGUCUCUGGAACAGUGGAAACGCUAAGGGGCUCGGCCAGUGAAGGGAAAUAGUUCCAGUGAAGGGAAAUCUUAACCCUAUUGUAUACAAUUCAAUUCUAGACGAUUCUGUGCUUCCCACUUUGUGGCAACAGUUUGGUGAAGGCCCUUUCCUAUUUCAGCGUGACAAUUCCCCGUGAGGUCCAUAUAGAAAUGGUUUGUUGAGAUCGGUGUUGAAGAACUUGACUGGCCUGCACAGAGCCCUGACCUCAACCCAAAUCGAACACCUUUGGGAGCCAGGCCUAAUCACCCAACAUCAGUGCCUGACCUUACUAAUGCUCUUGUGGCUGAAUGGAAGCAAAUCCCCGCAGCAAUGUUCCAGGUGAGCAGGUGUCCACAUACUUUUGGCAAUGCAGUGUGUAUUUUUACCUGAACGUUCCACAACAUUGUUUCCAACUGUUUCAAAGGAUCAAUAUAAACACACACGAUGUCCGAUCACUGGAGGUGGGUUAUAUACAGUAGUUAAUUUAAAUAUAUUUAUUUUUAAUCUUACAAAAAUGUAUUAUAAAAAAAAAACUUGUUUUCGAUUUUUUUGUUAUGGGGUACUGUAUGUAGAUUUAGCCCUGAGGAAAACAUUUAAUUUAAUCCAUUUUAGAAUUAACGUAAAAUAAAAUGUGGAACGUUAAACGAAAUGUGUGUUACAAAAAGAAAAGGGAAGGGGUCUGUCUGUAUACUUUCUGAAUACACUGUAUGUCGCUUUCAAGGAAGACCGUUCCAACUACUGUUAGAAGAACAAAAAACAUGUUUAAUCAUUGUUUUUCUGUUUUAGAUACAUUCACCUUUGACCCUCCCUCCCUCUCGCCCUCCCUCUCGCCCUCC